Molecule: messenger RNA, 606 nt
Organism: Spirometra erinaceieuropaei
Lineage: Eukaryota; Metazoa; Platyhelminthes; Cestoda; Diphyllobothriidea; Diphyllobothriidae
Source: the annotation of a GenBank genome assembly
AUGAUCGACUCCAACGGCAUUCGGCCUCUUCCCUUAAAGGUGGCUGCCAUUCGGUUCUUCAUACUCCCUACCUCGAAGCGUCAGCUGCAACGGUUUCUCGGUAUGGUGAACUUUUGUCGUCGAUUUCUCCCGAAAUGUGCCGACACCAUCCUCUUACUGACCAGUAUCCUCGCAGGUUCUAAGCGCACCUGUGAACUGAUUCCAGAAGCACUCACGUCAUUUGAGCAGGUAAAAGCCCUCAUGGCUGAUGCCACCCUCCUGACUCAUUUUCAUGCUGAUGCACCCAUAGCUCUGAUGAUCGAUGCAUCCAAUGUUCCUGUUGGAGCGGUUCUCCAGCAAUGUCUGUCAGACUAUACCAUGCUUUUGGCUUUUUUUCCAGGAAAUUAUCCAGGGCCGAAGCCCGCUACAGCACAUUCAGACAGUCCGACUUCCUGGCAAGAUGGUCUCGCCAAAUCCUUUUAUCGCGGUCAAGGAUCCCACCAACCUCCUGCACCGCCUCCGGCAGUUUAUGCGGACACUUUCUGCGGUUCCGCCCACCUCCUCUGCCUCUCCGUCUUAUUUCGAGGAGGACUCUGCGACGUGCUCUCACGUCUAUCUUCGAUGUAA